AUGGGCGAGCAGUUGCUGGCUGGCCCUGGCGCAUCGCGCGCUCCUCAGUUGUCCAUCACUGAUCCAAAGGUGUGCCGCUCCUACCUUGUCGGCACCUGUCCUCACGACCUGUUUACCAACACCAAACAAGAUCUCGGUCUGUGUCCAAAGACCCACAGCGAAGCCCUGAAGUCCGAGUACGAAAACGCAGACGACCAACAAAAGCGCAAAUGGGGCUUCGAGUUCGACUACAUGCGAGACAUGCAAAAAUACAUCGACGACUGCAACCGACGCAUCGACAGCGCCCAGCGCCGCUUGGAAAAGACUCCCGAUGAGAUUCGCCAAACGAAUGCUCUUCUGAAACAGAUUGGCGAGCUGUCGCGCAACAUCGAGGACGGGCUGGUCGAAGUUCAGAUCCUGGGCGAGUUGGGCAGUGUCAACACGGCCGUCACAGAGUACUUCCGUAUCAGGCAGCAAAAACAAUUGAAGGAGGAUCGCGAACGUGAGCUCAAGGCUCUAUCCGACACUUCGGGCCCUCGGGUCACCAGAAGCUCCAAGUCUGCGAUGUGUGUGGUGCAUACCUGA
This is a messenger RNA of Aureobasidium vineae, 564 nucleotides long. NCBI's taxonomy places the organism in Eukaryota, Fungi, Ascomycota, Dothideomycetes, Dothideales, Saccotheciaceae. The record is from the annotation of a GenBank genome assembly.